UCAAGAGCGCGAGUCCCGCCGGAGUGCGGGGCGUUUGUUGAUAUCGCGGUGGCGUCUCGCGGCGUGAAUCCCGAUCCUUUCUUAUUUUUGUCGCUAGCCUCCCAGCGACCCGUGGAAAGCAGUGCGGCGUGGGGAAAGCGACCAACUUGCCCGUAGCAGUAAAUUCCCCAUUUUUGUUUGCCUGGAGUUUUGGUUUGUUUUUUCCCCCCUCCCUGGAAUUCCAUUUGGAGUUGAUUUCCGUGAGAUUGCAAAAUACCUUCCCGUUCUCCGUCCGAUAUCCUUGCAUUGUGGAAGGAAGACCGAGAAAGAAACCGCCACCUAUCCCAACGGGUUGAACGAAGGAAUAUGAUGUUAUCUAAGAAAACUUCAAACCAGGACAGCUAAUGGACUAGGGAUUUCUGUUGGAGAAAUCUUUUUCCCUGGAGAUAUAACAAUACCAUUAUUCUAGUGCCUCACUGUUGUUGGAACUUUGGAACUAGAAGACAUGUCCAUUGCACUCAAGCAAGUUUUUAAUAAGGACAAGACAUUCCGUCCCAAACGGAAAUUUGAACCUGGGACCCAGAGGUUUGAGCUUCACAAACGAGCACAAGCCUCACUCAACUCUGGAGUGGACCUGAAGGCAGCUGUGCAGCUGCCCACUGGAGAAGAUCUAAAUGAUUGGGUUGCUGUUCAUGUAGUUGACUUUUUCAACAGGAUCAACCUGAUCUAUGGAACUAUCUGUGAGUUCUGCACAGAGAGAACCUGCCCUGUGAUGUCAGGUGGGCCUAAGUAUGAAUACCGGUGGCAGGAUGAUCUAAAGUACAAGAAACCUACAGCAUUACCAGCACCCCAGUAUAUGAAUCUUUUGAUGGACUGGAUUGAGGUGCAGAUCAACAAUGAGGACAUAUUUCCAACUAGUGUAGGUGUACCAUUCCCAAAAAACUUCCUCCAGAUCUGCAAAAAGAUCCUGUGCAGGCUAUUUCGGGUGUUUGUACACGUUUACAUUCAUCACUUUGAUCGCAUCAUUAUAAUGGGGGCUGAGGCCCAUGUCAAUACCUGUUACAAGCACUUUUAUUAUUUUGUCACAGAGCUCAACCUCAUAGAUCGUAAGGAACUAGAACCUUUGAAAGAGAUGACAGCCCGAAUGUGUCACUGAAGAACCGUGGCUGCAUGGAGAAGGGGAAAAAAAAGCAAUGUCCUGCUAACUGAAGAAGAGUUAGAAGAUAUACCAGCCCUGCGUAGGCAAGAGCUUGCCUACUUAUCCUUAAAAAGCAGGAAAGCCAGGAACAGAAGAUUAUUGCUUUCACACACACUUGGCACCAAUAAGUACGCUCUUAACCUGAACAUGCUGCUAGGUACUCCCUUGGAGUGUUGUGGAUAACUUGUAAAAGAACGAAGAAAGAAAAAAAUGAUUCGUUUUGCAUAGACCUGAAUGAUUGAGAAGGAGUUACUCGGAUUCCAAAUCAAUUCCAACUUCCUGUUCUUACAGCUUUACUACAGUUGUGCUUUCUAAUCGUCAUUUUGAUACUGACCUUAAGUCACUAAAUUGUGAUUGUAUUAUUGUGCAGGCAGUCUCUCUUAGAAGCCUUAGCAGUAGCUUGUUCCUUUUCUUCAAAUAGGGAUAGGAAGUAAGUCACUUGGGCACUUGGCACUUAAAAAUGCUGCUUGUGUGUUUGACCAAGACCUGAGACGACUGUCUUAGAAUAGGCAGGGAAGAAGCUAAUCACCUAGUAGAAUGGACAAAAAGUUUUCCCAUUUAAAACUGGCAUGACUGCUUACCCAAAGAGUGGCUUUUGAAACACCUCCAAAUGUCCAUACACAUCUCAUUGGUCUCCUUUACAGCUGUCUAGAAUGACUGCCAUAAGAGGUUAUCAGCUUGCAUCUUGGCAUCAAGAACAUGGGUGCCCAAGGCCUUGGGAUCACUAAUAAAAAAAAUCCCUUUGACAGCGAGUUCUGCCAUAGCUGGCUCAUACAAAGGAUACAUCUAUUUUUCAUGCACACAUAAUAUAAAAAGUCAUGUUCCAUCCUGAGUAUUUGAAUGAAUACAGAGAUUGCUGGGGAAAAGUGACAAAAAUAUAUUGAUGAGCAGGCCAAAUAAUGUGUAUCCUAAUUUGGAAAAAGAGGUGAGUUGUAUCUCUGUACAAAUGUAUUUGUGUGCACAGAAAGAAGGGAAGACUACUCAGGGAGAAUCAGGAAGAGAAAAACCUCUGUGUGGUGGGAAGGGGUAGAUGUUACAAGGUGUAAAAAAAGUCCCAUUUGUUGACACAAAAAGCACUACUUAGAUUCAUUUGCUAUAGUUACUGAAACUAGAGUGACUUCAGGACUCUCUUCAGAGGGCUAGUUCAAUGUGCAAAUACGUAGAACAAGUAUAACAAUCCAGUAAAAGCCACUAGACUCUGUACUGAUAGUGUAUUUCACAUUGUGAUCUUAUCUAUGCAGCUUUCUGGACUGUCUUAUGUUAACGUUUCCUGGUAAAUACAUUGAAAUACCGCUGUGCCUCUAUUAAUAUGCCUUACUCAAUUGCUUUUCUUUCUAACACUUAUUUCACCUAUCAGGAAAUUGGUGACUUGUGUGAUUGUGGUACUGGCUAUAAAUGUUGUAAAUCCUGAGGCUGGUGUGAAGAACAUGUGCAAUUAAGAUCAUUUUUAAAAUGUAGGAACUGUAGAACACCUUCUUUGAGAUUGUUCAUAAUCAAUGCACUUUGCCUGUGCAAGAGAUCUGUAGUCUGUGAAUUGUACAUACAGAUAAUUGGAAUACACACAUGCACAGAGUUAGUGGUUCUCAUUGCUUCCCACUCAUUUCUAGUUUUCUUUUAAUUUGAAAAACUAAAUUCAAAAUGUUGAAGCAAAGAUGGUGAUUAGGAUGAAGUUGGAAUUAGAAAUACUACUUUUAUUUCUUUUGAUACGUGAUAAAAAUUCCUUCACAGCUUGAUAAAUAGCAAAUUGUCCAAUGAGAUUCUCCAGUGAAAUUAAUAUUGGUGACUUCAGUGAACUGCCAAGGAGUAUUCACAGCUUAAUCAUUAAUGAAUUUUUACUGAUGAAGUUUUAACACACAAUUAGGAAAAUAAGAAUACAGAGAAAGAAAUAGUGUUUACUUGGUACAUUUCUUCAAAUUUAAUCAUAUAAUUUUAGAAUUAAAAGUGUAUCUAGAAUUUACAGUUUGUAUGUCUUCUUUCAGGCCUUGAAAUUUUUGCUGACCUUAUGCAAUCUCUUCUUUCUGAGCUGUUCCAAAAUCGAUAUUAACAUAAUACAACUGUCCUAACAGCCAGGAACCACGCUGAGACAAGGAAUAGGUCUCUAGUGUUUAUUACUGCUACAUUAGACAGAAAAUCCUAACAAACUGAAGAAGCGUGGGAAAAAUCCAGACAGAUAAACCCCAAAAGUUAAGGCGGGUCUGAUCUGUGUCUCUUUGAAUGGCUGCUUAACUCCUCAGUACUAUGCAUGCCUUUCCCCCCCUGGAUAGAGGCCCCCUCCUGCUCAUCAUCAGUACUCAUGACAACAACAUAAGAUAAAAAAAUAAAAUGUAGGUACGUUAUUUGACUAUAUUAGCCAUACAGAAUAAUAUAAUCGAAAGAUAGUGGAGAUUUGUAAGAAUUUAUUUUUGAUACUGAUAUAUUAUUAUUUCCACAGAAUUUAGCACCAACUUUAAUGUGAAUCUGAAUCAGAAUUUCAAAGGGGUUUAUAUCAAAUUACAAAUUCUAACCUUCAGGACUGAUUUUUUUUUUUUUUGGUGAUGUUCCCUAAAUUAAUUUAGGAUACAAGCUGACAUGCCUGAGUCAGAGAUAUUUAAUCUUAAGUGCCACUUGCAUAUUCAGCAGCAAAGAAUAAAUGGACUACUUCUGAAAUAGAUGCUGGUGUUAAUGGGUUCUUUUUUGUUUGUUUUGGUUUCUUCCUUUAUGCCUGCCCAUUUUUUGAUUUAAAACUCUGAAGUCACAAAGAGGUAAGAUAUACCUGCUAUUUGCUGUAAGUUCGCAGGAUCAGCUUCUCUGAGCUGAGUCCAGAAGAAAAAUGUAUGGCAAGUGUGCUCCCACUCUUUUAUCUAUACGUAACCUUUUUAAAAUAUGAAGACCAAUGCAUCCAGUCCUUCUAAUAUUUGACUUUUUUGCUACUUCAAGAACGAGUAAACUGGAAACCUUGGGGUUUUUUCCCCCCUCUUAUCUGGGACUUAAUAAUUUAACAAUAGUUUCAAUAGGUUAUUUUAAAGGGAUUAAAUAACAGGAACUAAAAUGGAACCACAUUCUAUUUGAUGGAACAGGCUGGUUACAGUUAAGUGAUGCAGUGUCACCCAAAACCGGCAGAUCUGGGUUGAUCUUUAUUGCACGCAGUGACCAAACUCUAAAUCCUUACUCAGGAAAAAGCAAAGAACGUGCUGUUUGACUUUUGUGAUUUAGAGAGGCAGAGAAUAUGAUCAUAUGUUUGAAACUGGAAACAUAUUUUCGAAUAAAAAAUAUCAGGGUUCCAGCCACUCACCCCAGUGGUUGAGAGCUUUGCCCAUCUUGCACAGUGCAAGAUAAAACUGAUGAAUCUCAUCUGAGAGAUCUAUACUUAGGUAAACUGAAGGGCUGUCAUCCUGGUGCUCCUCAGAUACGUUGCACUACAACUCCCAGAAUAACCAUUCUGUUUGGGAGUUGCAAUCCAACCGCAUCUUGAGAGUACCAGAUAUGGGCAUGGCUAAUACGGAAGGAAACAAUCCAACUGGUGGCAAAAUUCAGUGAGAACUGUAAUAAGAGCUGUGUUUCAGUGAAAGGUGCAAACAUGGGCAACAGGCUGGAUUUAUUAUUCAUAGAGGAAUCUGCAGCAAAUCAGACAUGGUAUUUGGGAACAGCAUAAUUUGGCUUCACACGUCCCCAGCAAAAGUGACCCUGUCCAUAAAAGUAUUAAAGGAGAAGAAAGUGCUUCAUCAGAAUUAGCUGAUGAACAGUAAAUUAUGAAGCUAUUUUGAAAUAUCAAACGCAGAUGAUAGUAAUGUAGUUGUUCGUAUGGUCCUAACCUCCUUGUAAGUAAAGCUCAACAAAACCAAAUAUAGUUUCUUUUCUGUGAUUCAAAUAUUUCUGUUUCGAAAUAAACUUAGUUUUAUAAUGGAACAGGUUUUUUAAAAGGCAGUUAUGCUUUUUAUCUGGUCUGCGAUGGUACACGCAAGGAGCUUUCCCCACUAGUUUAGAGAGAACCUGUGGAUUUUUUCCCCAAGUGUUUAAGGUAAACUUUUGUUUUCAGAACUGCGUAAUUUAGAUUUUUUUUUUCUGCCAUACUAACUGAAUUCUAAAAUGCAGGCCUUAGGAAUGUCAAAGCCAAUACAUUUAUAGAACAUUUGUAGAAGUUAUGUGUAUGUGAUUUAAAUUAAAAAAUCAACUGUUUGAUGAGUUUAAUGGUAUCAGUGAAAUAAAAUGAGUUUUCAGAAAGGGUUAGUAAUGUUUGUAAUGUUGCAUCACUCCUAAGUCACGUUUUUAAUCUAUGCACCCAAGAAAGAAGAAACAACAUAGGCGUCCUAUAUGUGGUUUAUAGAAAAUCCUAUUAAAAAAAACAAAACCAA
Molecule: messenger RNA, 5508 nt
Organism: Candoia aspera
Lineage: Eukaryota; Metazoa; Chordata; Lepidosauria; Squamata; Candoiidae
Gene: MOB3B
Product: MOB kinase activator 3B
Exons: 5
Coding region: 485-1135 (216 amino acids)
Cellular component (GO): cytoplasm
Source: RefSeq, a predicted model, not a curated record